CAGCCUUGCACUGCAGCCACAUGGCCCGAAGCUCAAGAUUGCUUGCCAAAAGUUUCGUGGCAUCGUCAUCAUCAUCCCUACGCACGCCGGGCCUUGCGAAGAACCGUUCAACGCUGCAAGCAAGCGGACCACGCCGUCGGAAAACCGCAAGAGCGGCCCAAUGUAUUCCAUGACGUUUACAGCAUCAUCCUCCUAAGAUAAUAUCCUGCUUGCAUGCGGCAUCUCUGCUGCUUCCCUGCUCCCGCGCGCCCGCCAUGGCGGCCCAGGGCGCGACUUUAAUCGAAUCCCUGGAGCAGCUGGUCUGGUUUCUGUGGGAAACCGCCUCGGAGCGGCCUUUUUACUUUUUGCUGGCAUUCGUCAUCCCUCUUCUCGGCCUUGCCAUAUUUUGCGUCUACAUUCUCCUCCAUCUCGUCGCCCCCAAACCGCGACUACCCUUCCCUUCCGAGAAGACCUACAUUACCACGAAUCCCGAUGGCACGGUCUGCGCACCGCGCCCGCUCCCCUGCUGGUACGACCGCUGGCGUGCCGAGGGCAAGCAGAGCCAGGAGUACCCGACCAUCCCCGCCGGCUUCCCCGUACCCGAGGAGCCCACCAUCGAGCCAGCCGAGGUCGAGAUGAGCGUGGUGAUCCCGGCAUACAACGAGGAAGCCCGAAUUACCGCGGCGCUGGAAGAGAUGGUCGAGUAUCUGGACCAGCAGUUCGGCCGCCCCAACAACCACGGCCAACUCCUCCAGCCACAAGAACGCCAGGAGAAGUCGACCCAGAAGGGCGGCAAGAAGAGCAGCAAGCGCGCCACCACACCGCACCGCCUCGUCUUCAAGCCCGACUCCCCGGGCAGCACCUCCCGGCCCACCUCCAGCAGUGGCCCGUCCGAACCGCCACAGCCCUCCGGCUACGAGAUCCUGGUCGUCGACGACGGCAGCCGUGACCGCACCGUCGACGUCGCCCUCGCCUUCUCCCGCAAGCACGGCCUGCACGACGUCUUGCGGGUCGUCAAGCUCGCAAAGAAUCGCGGCAAGGGCGGCGCCGUAACCCACGGGCUGCGCCACGUGCGCGGGAAGUACGCCGUAUUCGCCGACGCCGACGGCGCUAGCCGCUUCAGCGAUCUCGGCCGGCUGAUUGAGGGUUGCGAGGACGUGGUCGACGGCUCCAACCGCGGGGUGGCGAUCGGGAGCCGAGCGCAUCUGGUCGGAAGUGAGGCCGUUGUCAAGCGCUCCGCGAUCCGCAACUUUCUCAUGCGCUCCUUCCACUUUGUCCUCAUGAUCCUCACCCCGCCGGCGACCUCGCGCAUCCGCGACACGCAGUGCGGCUUCAAGCUCUUCUCGCGCGCCGCCCUGCCCCACAUCGUGCCAUACAUGCACACCGAGGGCUGGAUCUUCGACAUCGAGAUGCUGAUGCUCGCCGAGUCGGCCCCCGCCACCCCCGUCCUGGCCAGCGACGGCUCCGUCAUCGGCACCAGCUACGGCAUCAAGGUCGCCGAGGUCCCCGUCGGCUGGCACGAGGUGGACGGCAGCAAGAUGAACCUGGUCCAUGACAGCAUCCGCAUGGCCAUCGGCCUGGCCGUCCUGCGGGCCAGCUGGAUGCUGGGCGUGUAUAGGAGGCGCCUGACUUGACAAAGAGAAAAGAAACCCUCAGCGUUGGGGGGUGUUGCUUUGGAAAUCUCGGGCGACCUUAACUUUUAAUGUUCAAGGCUCACGUUCUUCAGCUCUUCCUCUCGCCUCUGCUGCUGUUGCUGCUGCUGUUGUGACUUCCUAAACAGUUUUCUUUUUGAGACGCGCCUAAGUUCAGACAAUAUAGAUCAUAGGAAGCUUCCAGGCCCCCUCC
Thermothelomyces thermophilus ATCC 42464 is the source of this 1824-nucleotide messenger RNA. RefSeq names its product glycosyltransferase family 2 protein. The record is from RefSeq and is a predicted model, not a curated record. The coding region runs from base 255 to 1613 and encodes 452 amino acids. Lineage: Eukaryota; Fungi; Ascomycota; Sordariomycetes; Sordariales; Chaetomiaceae. Gene Ontology annotation, cellular component: endoplasmic reticulum membrane. The transcript is spliced from 3 exons.